Molecule: messenger RNA, 1330 nt
Organism: Dimorphilus gyrociliatus
Lineage: Eukaryota; Metazoa; Annelida; Polychaeta; Dinophilidae
Source: the annotation of a GenBank genome assembly
AUCUAUAGGUAAUCGUUGCGGUUUCUAGAACGUUUUGGCCAACAUAGCGAGGGAAUUUUAAAGUCUAAUAAAAAUUUGGUGAGUUAUUUAAUAUUACUAAUCCUUUAAAGACAAUGUAAUUUAUCGUUCUAAACUUUAAAUCAAUACGGACUAUCCUAAAUAAACUUUACAAUAGACUAUAAAAAAUAUCGAGCGAUAAUAAGGUAUUUUUUCAAACCCUUUUAUUGAUUUAAAAUAUAUGUUAAAAAAAAGAGUAAAAAUUGAAUAAAUAAGGAAUGAAUAAUUAAUAUCAACUUUUUAAUAGAUAAUGCUUGAAUUUGAAUUUUCCGAAAAGGAUUUAAAUUUUGAAUGUACUGGUUGGAGAGAUUUGGCGAAUAUUGAGGAAACUUUAACAAAGUUUGAUAGAGCGCUUUUUGAAAAAUGGCGGGAAAUUAGUAAUAAUGGAAUACUUAUGUAUAAACUGGAUGAUUUAGAGGGUAGAUGUAUUGGAGAUAGGUAUAAAUUUCAACUGCAGCUUAAUCCUGAAAGAGUUAAGAAGAGAAAAGGACCAACUAUCUCACAGAUAAACAUUCCAUUUGAUCCCAAUCGCUUUCAUUUUGGUAAAGUUAGACAAGAGGAGAUCCUAUUCAAGAUAAAAGAUAACCUCAUCAUCAUAAAUAUAUACCCGUUGGACAUUGGGCACGUUCUACUAGUUCCUUCGAUUGACCGUCAAUUACCACAGUCUCUAAAUGAUUCUGCAGUUCUGUUCGGCGUCGAGUGUUUGCUUUUGAGUGGACAUCCGGGAUGUACAGUAGGGUUUAACAGUCUUGGGGCUCUAGCCUCGGUCAAUCAUUUACAUAUGCAUAUGUGGUUUGUCAGAGGACAGUUACCCAUCUCAUCUGUGGAAGUACGUGAAAUAGAAGGAACUACGUUAUCGAUGGGUGACGUCACAAAGGAUGACUACGUAGUACGUCUAGUGGCUUUUCAAAUGAUUAAUAACGACGUGAAUAAAUUUGUGGAAUUAAUCACCGCCUCCGCCCAAUAUUUACAAAAAAAGGAAAUCGCCCACAACAUCAUCCUUGUCAAGGGAUCUAACUUUUCCAAGAACGGAAAUACUAUUAGAGCUUUUGUGUGGCCUAGACAAUCAAUUUUAGGUGAACCGAAAAAUCCCAUUAAUCAUUUCGUAGCAGUUGCCGAAGUAGCUGGUCACGUGACUGUAUAUAAUGAGGAAUUUUAUAGGACAGCCAAAGAAGAAUUGAUGUCAGAGUCGAUUAGAGAGCCUGCAUUCGAAGACAAAGUUUUUGAUGAGAUUAGGAAUGGAUUAGUAAAUACGGUUAAGAAAAUUUUAUAA